Tetranychus urticae (two-spotted spider mite) is the source of this 1987-nucleotide messenger RNA. The record is from RefSeq and is a predicted model, not a curated record. Lineage: Eukaryota; Metazoa; Arthropoda; Arachnida; Trombidiformes; Tetranychidae.
UGAUAUUAUACUACGUUCGCGAAAGUUUCACGGUACAUUAUUCACAGAGUUUAUAAAUGUACACUUUAAAGUAUCGGCACUUGUGUGGCCGACACUUGUGUUAGUGUGUAAAUUAAUGGAGAUCAAGCGUUUUUCAUAAGUGCUGCUAGUGAGAUGGAGCGACGCCUGUGACAAAACAAAAAAUAUAUGUCCCUCCAUUUUAGCAGUAACAACAUGUGAGUUUGUUGUAAACACAAUUUAAAUUUUAUGACUUCAAGUCUACCUUUACGCUUUUGCAAUGUUUUUUUCAGUACUUCGCUUUUUUCAUGAGCUUUAGUUAGCUUUUUUUUACAUAAUGAAUGAAGUGGAUCAGAAUUGUGAUGACGAACUGAUAAUAGUGAAUAGAAGAUGUGAAUAUUGUGUCUCUAAAAAGUUCAUUUGUUCAGUCGUGCCUUAUUUUAAAAAAUUGUUUUCUGGCGAUGAAUUGGAAUCAAAGGAAAACAAAGUGACUUUAGAUUUUGAUGAACAUGUUUUCGAUUCUAUCCUUAGUUGGAUUCACACAGGAUUAUUCAUCAUGCAAAUGGAUUAUGUGAUUCUAUUUUAUGAAGCAGCUGAUUAUUUGAUGAUCAGCGAUCUUUUGUUUGAAAGUUGUUUUGAGUAUUUCCGUGAUAAUUUCACCAUAAAAUAUCUUCCAAUUGUCUUAACACAAGUCAAAAAAUCUUCCAAAUUGAUAACUUCAGGAGCUAUUGAUUUUUUCAUUUGUCGCCAUUUCUUGAAGAUCGCUAAUACUGAUACUUUUUUGGAUUAUCCAGUCGAAACGCUUGAACAUAUUUUAAAAUUAGAUUUGAUGAUUUACUCUGAAUAUCAAGUUUUUGAAUCAAUCAUGAAAUGGGCAAAUAAGAAUGAAGAUUCAAGAAAAGAAUUUCUUUUAAAGCUCUUGACAUUCGUGCGUUGGUCUUUCAUGGAUUCUGUUGGCUUAUCAAAAAUCAAGGAUAAUGAAUUAAUGAACGCUUUGCAAAAUUUCGAUUCAAUUGUAUCUUCUAAUGUUGACUGUGGAUUCAAUCGUACUAAACAAAACGUCUUCGUCUCACUCCAGAGGGUGCCUAAUGGAAAGUUACGAGUAAAAAUAUUUGACAAACAUUUAUUUUCAUUACCGAUUGGUGAUUUUACCGAAGAUAAAACAAUGUCACUCGAAUUUGUUCAUGGAGAACACAUUUCAGAUAUUAUAUUUGAUACUGGAAGGGAUUGUUAUCGAGUUGACUGGGACAAAAAGACAUUUCGAUGGCUCGACACACAUGGCUAUUAUCCGGAUAUUAAUAAUGUGAUUGUGAAUUUUCAGGAUAAUCGUAGUCAAUAUUCCUGCUAUUUGGAUGCUAAAGCUACUGCACUUGGUGAUGAGAUUCCCGAUAGCUCAUAUUUAUUGCUUGAAUAUAAUGAUGGAUUUUUUUGCAUCGGAGAAACUUUUAAAAGGAAAUGUUAUGGUAUUUUCCCAGCGACGGACUCGAGAUGGUUCAAUGACUAUGAGGAUUGUGCCGAUGAUGAACUCCAUGCAACUAUUUUGGGCAAAGUUGUUUAUGUUUUGACGGCAGAAUUCAAUUUUUUCCAGUUUAAUAUCGAAACCCGUUCAUACAAAAAGCUCAAACUAUUUGAAGGUGCUGAGGAUCACGAAUAUGAUGAAUUUAUCUUAACUUCUCUUCAUACAGAAGAUGAUAAAGUGAUACUGGUCAAUAAAUGGACCGGAAAAUUCUAUGUUUACUUCAUUAAACAAAAGAAAUGGUCUGACAAAUACGAAAUCUUGAAUGCUAACCCAGAUUUCGACUAUUCUGAUGAAGAUAGUCAUGAUUAUGAGUUAAUCACCUUCACCUCUACGUUUUUACCGAUGAAAAAUAUAAAACCAUUGUUCAGGCGAGAAUUUUUGUAACACUUAGAAAUCUGGCUUUCUAAUAGCUCAAUACAAUCAACAGUGAAUUUGAUUUAUCGGAAUUCAACAAUUCUCCGUUUUAUUCAA